Synchiropus splendidus (mandarinfish) is the source of this 795-nucleotide messenger RNA. RefSeq names its product leucine-rich repeat-containing protein 15. Bases 1 to 795 code for a protein of 264 amino acids. The record is from RefSeq and is a predicted model, not a curated record. The transcript has 5 exons. Lineage: Eukaryota; Metazoa; Chordata; Actinopteri; Syngnathiformes; Callionymidae. Gene Ontology annotation, cellular component: plasma membrane. Gene Ontology annotation, molecular function: protein binding.
AUGUUGGAAGGCGAGAAUGGCAUCUCAGAGCUGAAGGCCAAUUCCCUGAGAUCCCUCCCGAAGAUUGAAACCAUCAACCUGGAAAAUAAUGACCUACUGAACCUUCGCUUCCUCAUGCUGGGUCAGAACCGAAUAGGAGCCCUGAAGCCGGAGAUGUUCGCUGGCAUGAGGAACCUGUCGGAUCUGGAUCUUCCUUUAAACGCCUUGACUGCUGUUCCGCCCAACGCCUUCAAACCUCUCAUUGCGCUGAAGGUUUUGGAUCUUUCCCUAAACCGUAUUCAAAGGAUCGCAGCUCAGGGCUUCACCGGCCUCAGACAGCUCAUGUUCCUCAACUUGGACAACAACAGUCUGAAAACAAUUCCCGCUGGAUCAUUCAAGCCCCUUCGUGCUCUGGAGAUGCUCGUGCUUGAUAACAACCUCCUUACAGCGCUGAAUCCAGCAGCUUUUGAGGGACUGGGUCGGCUACAGGAACUGUACCUGCGGAACAAUGAGCUGGAGCGACUGCCUCCCGCUGUGUUUAAACACACUCCAAAUCUCUCCCGCCUCGCUCUGAGUGGAAACCGCCUGGCGACCAUUGAGGGAAAGACGCUUGCUCUUCUACCACACCUGAAGAAGCUGCAUCUCCAUGACAACCCCUGGUUGUGUGACUGUAACAUCAGCUCUUUGGUGGGAUGGAUGCGGCAGACCAGCGCUACACUGUCACCACGAGAGGCUUUGAAGUGCUCAAGUCCUCCCGAGCUUCGCAAGAAGAGCUUAAGCAGCCUCCACGGUGUGAAGCUGCUCUGUCAAGCCUAA